AUGACCACUGGCAUACAUCCUAUAGAUCCUGCCCGCGUUCUCAAAAAGAUUCAACCACGUCCACUUACACCCCCGGAACUGCUUCAGCAGCGUACACCUACAUCUAUACGAGCUUUGCAAGGCCUGAUAAAGCAGGCAAGUCAACGUCACCGCCGACUUUCAGUUGAUAUUAAAAAAAUUCUCCGCGCUGGGGAGAAUAUUGCUCUGGACAGAGAGGUUCUCUUAAUAGAGAAUAAGAAUCUUCAGACUGCUCUAAAUAAUGAGAGAAGGCGACGCAAACGGGGUAAGCAUAUGGGGUUGCUUAAUCCAUCAAAUCCCUCACUUGCUCAAUUCUUUUCUCCCACAAAGGUGCAGGCCGCGAGGGAGCAAGCAGAUGCUAAUGAAACUGCGAAAAUCAAUGAUCAGGCACGCAAGGAGGAUAUGAAGCUUCAACGAGCGAUUCUUCGUGAGCAAAAGCAGGCAGAGCUCAUGGAGCGGAAGGAACAACGUGAGAAGGAACGUUUAGAAGCUGCUCAACGCCGUGAAGAGGCCAAAGCUGCAGCUGCAGCUAAACAUUUUGGCAAAGAAGGCACUCGCGGAGGCCUCAAAGAGGCCUACAAGAAGAUCAACUGUGGGCUCAAAACACCGUAG
This is a messenger RNA of Histoplasma mississippiense, 630 nucleotides long. RefSeq lists its product with no specific name. The record is from RefSeq and is a predicted model, not a curated record. The transcript is spliced from 2 exons. The coding region runs from base 1 to 630 and encodes 209 amino acids. NCBI's taxonomy places the organism in Eukaryota, Fungi, Ascomycota, Eurotiomycetes, Onygenales, Ajellomycetaceae.